GGGCAUGCUUGCUGUGCCCUUAGUCAAGGUUGAUGGAUCAAACAAUAUUUACAAAAGAGAGACUGAAGUUGCCCAAGAGCGUACUUUCAAAAUCCCUGCAGAGUUCUUGUAUCGUUUUUCUCAUCAACUUCCAGCAUGUGAUUUAGAAGGUGGGAAAUUGAUUGGAGUAUUUGGUGAUAUGCCACAGCAAGAUCCUUCGUCCAUCAACUCCUCAACCAGUCAGAGGCCUACAUCAUGCCCUUCAUCAGUGGAUUCGGUAGGUAAUUCACUAAAAAUGGAAUGGACAACCAAUGAUUUUACUCCAAGUCAAGUAUGGGCUGUCUAUGAUGGCUCUGACCAAAUGCCUAGGCAGUAUGCGCUGGUGAAUAAAGUUUUUAUGGCGGGAGCAGUUGAAGUGACUUUUUUGGAGCCUCAUCCCAAUCCUAUGGAUAAUGAAGAGAUUUCUUGGAUUGAAGAGAAUUUACCUGUUAGUUGUGGUAUAUUUAAACUAGGUUCCAGGAUUGCUGUUAUGCCUUUGAGUAAUUUCUCUCAUUUGGUGGAUUGUGACCGAACUACCAAGAAUCUGUUUUACAGAAUUUAUCCCAAGAAAGGUGAGAUAUGGGCGAUGUACAAAAACUGGAAUAGAAGAUGGAAGCAACAGGACUUUAGAGACUAUCAUUGUCGAAUAGUUGAAAUAACUUCAGAUUUCACAGAGCCUUCUGGCCUGAGCACUGCGAGCUUGGAAGAAGUUCCGGGAUAUAAAACUUUUUUCCAGAAGCAACUUUGUGAUGGGUUUGCAUUAAGCCGAGUAGUUUCAAGAUCAGAGAUGCUUAGCUUUUCACACCGAAUUGAGGCAUUUGUUGUCCCAGGAAUUGAAGCCCAUGGUAUACCUGAAUGUUUCUUGGCACCUAGAACCUGA
Molecule: messenger RNA, 898 nt
Organism: Chenopodium quinoa (quinoa)
Lineage: Eukaryota; Viridiplantae; Streptophyta; Magnoliopsida; Caryophyllales; Amaranthaceae
Exons: 1
Coding region: 5-898 (297 amino acids)
Source: RefSeq, a predicted model, not a curated record